UUUGUUCAUUAAAUUAAAUUUGAUCGAAAUAUAUUUUACUUUAUACAGAAUUUGUUUGAAAGUUUAAAAAUGGAAUUGUAAAGAUGAAGCUGGCUGAUAUUUACACCAAGGAGACAAAGGUGUGGGUGCCCGAUGAUGCGUUGGUGUGGCGGUCUGCCUCAUUGGUGGAUGGGUACAAAGACAAUGAUGAUGUCAUAAAGAUUAUUGUUGAGGCGAUUGAAGAGGAAGAAGUGGAGGAAAUUCGUGUUUUAAAGCUCGGACAUUCGAAGGAUUUGCCCCCGUUGCGCAACCCCGAUAUUUUGGUCGGAGAAAAUGACCUGACAUCACUGAGUUAUUUGCAUGAACCAGCUGUGCUGUAUAACUUACAAACAAGAUUUGUGGAAAGAAACGCAAUAUAUACAUAUUGUGGAAUCGUAUUAGUUGCUAUUAACCCCUACAGCGAGCUAUCAAUUUAUUCAAAUGAUUUCAUUCAACUUUACUCUGGCCGCAACUUGGGGGAAAUGGACCCCCAUAUUUUCGCCAUCGCUGAGGAAGCUUUUAAUCAAAUGUCGAGGGAUGAUAAGAAUCAGUCGAUCAUUGUAACCGGGGAGUCUGGGGCAGGAAAGACGGUAUCAGCAAAAUAUACAAUGAGAUAUUUUGCGACGGUUGGGGGGUCAGGUGAUGAAUCGACCGUGGAGCAAAAAGUUCUUGCUUCGAACCCAAUUAUGGAGGCGAUUGGAAAUGCUAAGACAACUCGCAACGACAACAGCAGUCGCUUUGGUAAAUAUAUUCAGAUCGGGUUCAGCGGUCGUUACCACAUCAUAGGAGCUCACAUGCGAACAUACUUGCUGGAGAAAUCGAGGGUUAUAUCACAGGGUAUGGAUGAAAGGAACUACCAUAUAUUUUAUCAACUUUGUGCGUGCGCCCAUCUUCCACAGUUCAAACCAUUAAAACUAAUGUCGGCUCGUGACUUCGAAUACACCAGGAACGGAGAUUGUACACAGAUCGAUGGCGUCAACGACGAAAGUGAAUUCAAAGAAACGAUUCAUGCGUUCACUUUACUUGGUGUCAGUAGUAAGCACCAGUCGUUAGUUUUUCGAUUGUUGUCUGCCAUACUUCAUAUGGGGAAUAUAAACAUUGAAGAGAAUGGAAACGGACACUCCCAUUGUUCUGACAGCGACGAACAUUUGAUUACAAUGUGCGGGUUGCUGGGAGUUGAACCAAAACAAAUGGCCCAGUGGCUGUGUUAUAAAAAGUUGAGGACGAUGGCUGAGGUUCUUAUUACCCCGCUGACUCAUGAUCAGGCAUUGGUAUCCAGAGAUGCGCUGGCCAAACAUAUGUAUUCCAAACUAUUUGAUUGGAUCGUUCGUAAAGUUAACGCAGCUUUAUCAACGACAGCUGAACAACAUUCAUUCAUCGGGGUUCUGGACAUUUACGGGUUCGAAACAUUUGAAAACAACAGUUUUGAACAAUUUUGCAUAAAUUAUGCCAACGAGAAAUUACAACAACAGUUUUGCCAGCACGUGUUUAAACUUGAGCAAGAAGAAUACGUUAGGGAGGAGAUAGAAUGGAAGUUCAUCGAUUUCUAUGACAACCAGCCGUGUAUCGCGCUGAUCGAAAACAAACUUGGGAUAUUAGAUCUUUUGAACGACGAGUGCAGAAUGCCUAAAGGUAGCGACCAAUCUUGGGCUGAUAAACUUUAUGAUCGUCACUUAAAAACAUCCAAGCAUUUUGACAAAAUUAAGAUCUCAAACACUUCUUUCUUUAUCACACACUUUGCUGACAAAGUCAGAUACGAAAUUGAGGGAUUUCUGGAAAAAAAUAAAGACACCGUGCAAGAGGAGCAACUGAAUAUAUUGAAAGCGAGCCAGAAGUUUGAGUUGAUUGGGGAGUUGUUUGCUGAGGAAUCAGUCGACCGUGACGUUGAAGUGACGGCAGGGGUAGGCAAACGAGGCGCAGCGAAAGUUAAACUGUCGCACGCUUCGUCUAAACCGACCAGCGUACGUAAAAAAAAAGAAACGAAGAAGACGGUGGCUAACCAGUUUCAAGAAUCGUUGGCGCAACUCAUGGGGAUUUUGAACUCAACGACUCCCCAUUACGUCCGAUGCAUCAAACCAAAUGAUUAUAAACUAAGUUUCACUUUCGAAGCAAAACGCGCGGUUCAACAGCUUCGUGCGUGCGGGGUGUUGGAGACGGUCAGGAUAAGCGCGGCUGGUUACCCGUCUCGUUGGUCGUAUACAGAGUUUAUUGCAAGAUAUCGUGUGUUGAUGUCAACAAAGGACAUUGUUAAAAAAGAUCCUCGUAAAACUUGUGAGAAAGUUUUGAAAACCCUCAUCCCAGAGGAGGAUAAGUAUCAACCUGGAAAAAAUAAAAUCUUUUUCCGUGCAGGCCAGGUCGCUUAUUUGGAAAAGUUGCGCGCCAACAAACUACGAGCUUGUGCGGUUAUUAUUCAAAAGAAUACACGAAUGUGGUUGCAAUACAAGCGUUAUAUUAGGAUGAAACAAUCGGCCAUUGUUGUCCAGCGAUACGUUCGGGGCUACCAAGCAAGAUGUUUGGUAUCACAUCUUCGACGAACAAAAGCUGCAACAAUCCUUCAAACAAGAUGGCGGGGUCAUAUCGCUCGUGCCCGAUAUUUACGAGUGCUUCAUGCCUCAGUGGUGUUGCAAGCGUAUACCAGAGGAAUGUUCGCACGAAAGAUUUAUUUUUCAAUGGUGGUGAAUGCAAAGGCAGUAGUUAUACAGAAACAUGUGCGUGGUUGGUUGGAGAGACGUACAUUUACUCGCACGAUGAAGUUGAUGGUUUACCUUCAAUGCUGUGUACGAAGGUGGUUGGCUAAGAAGCAACUGAAGCAGCUCAAGAUUGAAGCAAGAUCGGUGAGCCAUUUCAAGAAGCUAAACCUUGGAAUGGAGAACAAGAUAAUGGAUUUGCAACGAAAAAUUGAUGUCAUUACGAAUGAAAACCGAAUCCUUACGACUAAAACGAUGAAAGUGGAAGCUCUUCAGCUCCAACUUGUGGAUGUUGAAAAAAAUAAAGUUUUGGUCGAAAAGUACCGAGAAAAAAGCGAUGGGCUGGAACAUGAUCUUGCUCAUGUGCGCCACCUAAUGGAAAGUUCGAGCGAUGAGUUAAAGUUAACGAAAGAAUCGUUCGAGCGUGAAAGAGAGGACAAAGAUAAAUUAAUAACUGAGCUGCAUGCUGAGGUUCUCCGAUUAAAAACUCGGAACUCGGAAGUUUUGUCGCAAUCUGCCAUGAAGGAAAACGAAAUAAGAGAAUCAUUUAAAUCUGAAGUGAAAGUUCGAUUAAACGAACUCCAGGUGGCGCUAGAUGAUGAACGAGCGCAACAUCAGGCGAGGAUAAAGGAUUAUAAUCGCAUCGAACAAAGAUACGAGAACAUUAAGGAUGAAUUGGAAGUUACCCGAGCUAGGGAAGGCGAACAUGGAAGCUCUAAUGGGACACUAGAGCACAGUGAGCUUUUGGAUCAGAUCGAAGAAUUAAAUCAGGAGAAAAAUGAAUUGGAAUUGAGGAUCGCCGAGAAGUUGAAGGGGGAGUUCGAGUAUGAGAGUCAGAUAAAGUUACGGCAAGCAAUGGAAGAAAACGAGACAUUUAAAAACGAGAUUUCGAAAUUACGGAAAUCGAUCGCUGAAACAGCAGCGGAAAGUAUGGGAGAAGAUAGCAACGUAUUUAAGGCAAUGUACGAACAGAUGGAAGCGAUGCAGGAGGAACUUGAAGUUCGUCGAUCCGAGGUUAUUCAACUAAAGUCGUUCGUUGCUAAGCAACCUGUGGUAUCAGAGACAAAGACGUGUUCAACGAUGACGGGUUCUGAACUAUUGGGUUCGAGGAAUCGGAUGGAAGACAUUAAUCUCGAUAAACUUGAUAAAAGUGAUUUAAAGGCAGUUCUUAUUAAAGUGUAUGACCAUAAUAGAAUGUUGGAAUCAGAGCUCGAAGCCGAAAGAAAAAACCAUGAAAUUGAAAUUUUGGAUUUGCGUUCUGCCUCAACACAGAAUGGUGGAUAUGAUGUCACAAUGGAGGGAAACAUUCAGCAAGAAUUGUCGCGUUUAUCGUCGGAAAAUUAUAAUUUGCUGACGAAAGUGGAAUCUUUGGAUAAAAUGAACAAAAAGUUGAAACGGCAGCUCAAGCUGUACAGUCGCAAACUUAAUGACGGUUCAACGAGAUCUAGCUUGGUUAGUUCUGAUUCGACCCUUAGCGUGCCAUCUCGCCCCAGUGAAGAAGAUACGGGUUCAAUCCAAGGUCACCCAAUGUUGCGUCAUAAAGAAUCAACAGACGGAUCAUUAGGGAUGCUACAAUACAAAGCUGGGGAUGAAAGCAAAGUUAUUCAAACCAUUAUAUUGGAUUUCAAGCCUCGUGGGGUUGCUGUGAACAUGAUACCUGGACUUCCAGCUUAUUUACUUUUCAAGUUGCUACGGUUCGCAGAUUACAGCAAUGAUGAUAAAAUGAUUAAACAACUCUUGCAACAAAUUAUCAACGGGAUAAAAAGAGUGGAAAAAAAACACGAUAAGGAAUUUGAGUUCAUGUCGUUCUGGUUGUCGAACACCUGCAGGUUCCUACAUAACAUGAAACAGUACAGCGGGGAAGAAGAAUAUAUGAAAGAAUCAACAGAACAUCAGAGACGACAUUGUUUACGCAACUUUGACCUUGCUGAAUAUCGGCCUGUGUUUAGUGAUAUUGCGAUCUCAUUGUUCCAAAAGUUGGUAUUAAACAUGGUUCGAUCUAUCAAACAGAUGAUUGUUCCUGCUAUGUUGGAACAUGAUACAAUACAAGGUCUGUCGAGCAAACCGGCGGGCAUGAGGGGUAGGAGCGCCAGCAAAGACGGCAUUGAUUACACAGUGGAGGCUUUGAUUAAACAACUGUCGUCAUUUCAUUCGAUGAUGGUAAAAACAUUAUUGUCCUUGGAUGGAAUGGAUCGCCAUGGAAGAUUGGUUUGA
This is a messenger RNA of Ciona intestinalis (vase tunicate), 4919 nucleotides long. Lineage: Eukaryota; Metazoa; Chordata; Ascidiacea; Phlebobranchia; Cionidae. The record is from RefSeq and is a predicted model, not a curated record.